This is a messenger RNA of Paraglomus brasilianum, 402 nucleotides long. The record is from the annotation of a GenBank genome assembly. Lineage: Eukaryota; Fungi; Glomeromycota; Glomeromycetes; Paraglomerales; Paraglomeraceae.
AUGUCAACCUUCAAAUGGCAAAACAAACCAGCAAUAUCAGCAAGAAUCAAAGCGGGUAUGACUGUUAAUGGUGAGCAAGGUAUCAGACGACUGGCAGCGAGGAUUAUUUCUACGGUGAGAAUCUAUAUAACUUCUGAUGUUUCAAAGAGUUGGCUUGGCCAUAUGGUAGCAGCUGUCGAACGCGAGUCGAUAGAUUUGGUAGACAAGACACUAGCUGUCUGUAAUGAAGAAAUGUUGUCAAUAUCAGGACAACCACUUCCUAUUAUUUCGUCUCUAGGCGGACUCUCCAUUAACGUAAUUAGACUAUUUAAUCAGGACAUGGAAAAUUUCAUAAAGGUUAUUCUGACUGUUCCAAAGAAUGCUCAGAUACUUUCUUUAAGAAGGCGAAAGAGCAGAAAAUGA